Phyllotreta striolata is the source of this 1464-nucleotide messenger RNA. The record is from the annotation of a GenBank genome assembly. Lineage: Eukaryota; Metazoa; Arthropoda; Insecta; Coleoptera; Chrysomelidae.
AUGGGAACGUCUCUAGAAGAAGGAUACAACGAUAACGACCAGAAAGAGGUUAUCGAUGAAAAUGAACGCGUUAAAAAAUUACCAUUAUUAGGCGUCAGGCACAUCCAAAUCGCCCUGCUAUUCUCCAUGCUAGCCAUAAUAUACGCCAUGAGAGUAACUCUAUCAGUAGCCAUUGUAGCGAUGAUAGGCAAUUCCACCACCGAUAACCCAAACAUACCCACCUACCAAUGGACCAACAAAAACGUCAUCCUAUCCUCGUUCUUCUGGGGCUACAUCUGCCUGCAGAUCUUCGCCGGCGAGCUGGGCAAGAAGUACGGCACCAAAUGGCUGGCUUUCAUCGCCAUGUUCAUCAACUCCACCGCCUGCGUGAUGAUCCCUUUCAUCGCCGACAACCUCGGCUCCUACGGCGUCAUCGGUUGCCGCGUCCUGCAAGGUUUGUCCCAAGGUUUCUUCUUUCCCUCGGUGCACAACAUCUUGGGCCAAUGGGCGCCGCUGGAGGAGCGAUCCGUGCUGGGAACCAUCGCAUUCGCCGGUCCUUCGUUUGGUACUAUCGUUUCGUUGAUUAUCAGCGGGAUAAUAUGCUCGUCUUGGGCGGGCUGGCCGGUGGCCUUUUACGUGUUCGGCUCGCUGGGUUACGUCUGGAUGCUCGCCUGGAUGCUCCUCUGCGCUAACAGCCCAGCCUCGCACAAGUGGAUAUCCAAUGAAGAGCGCCGGUACAUCCAGAAGAGUUUGAGCGUGAAAGAAGACGAAGAGAUACCGGCGACUCCUUGGAAGAGCAUCUUCACUUCGAUGCCGGUUUGGGCGUUUGUGGUGGCGAUGUUCGGGCAGAAUUGGGGCUACAGUACGAUGCUCACCGAAAUCCCCAGUUACCUGCAUUCCGUUAUGAAAUUCGAGAUGACUCAGAAUAGCGUACUAUCCGCUGCUCCGUACAUAGCCUCGUUCAUCUUGAGCUUCGUGUUCGGUUAUCUAUCGGAUUUCCUGAUCAACGGGAAUUACAUUUCGAGGCGAAACUCCAGGAAGCUCCUUAACUCAAUAGGGACUUUCGUGCCGUCGUUGGCGUUGAUAGUUUUGGGUUUCCUGGAUAGCAGCCAGAGCGUUUUGGCGGUGAGCAUGUUGAUUAUAGCUGUGGGUGUGAACGCCGCCUGUUUCGCCGGAUUCCAAAUCAACCCGGUGGAUUUGGCGCCGAAAUUCUCCGGGAUAUUGAUGGGCAUCGGCAACGGGUCCUCUAACAUCUUCUCCAUCAUCGCGCCGUUGAUGGUGCAAGUGGUGGUGGGCGAUAAUGAGACGGAUAAGACUUUGUGGAGGACGAUUUUUAUAAUAGCUGCUUGCGUUUACACGGCUUCGGAUGUGUUUUAUGUGUUGUUCGCGAAAGGGGAAGUGCAGGAAUGGAACAACAUCGAAGUAGCGCCGAAAGUGGAUAAAGAACUGGCGGAGCAAAGGAGGAAAUCGAAAAUGAGUUGUUAA